AUGUUUUCCAAGGCUCUCAUCGCUGCCUCACUGGCCUCCCAGGUCACAGCAUGGCCUUUCGUUGCCGAGUCUGUCGGAAUGGACCCAGAACUGAUGAAGCGCAAUGACCGCCUUGUCGAGCGCGUGCCAGGCGAUGCCGCCUCAUGCCCCUUCAACCCAAACCAUGUGCCAGCGGUGCCUAUCUCGACCAAGUACCCUUAUUGCGGUGCGAAGAACGGUGUUCCCGGCAAGCAGGUGUGCCAGAACAACCUGGUGCCAGCCAACGGUGAUACUGCCCACUACUUUGUCGCUCCUGGAAAGAACGACAUUCGUGGUCCUUGCCCUGGCAUCAACACUGCCGCAAACCACAACUUCUUGGCCCACGACGGCAUUACGACCUUCAACGAGCUUAUUGACAUGCAACAAAAUGUCUACGGUGUUGGCUACGACCUAGCAGUGCUGCUGGCCGUGCUUGGUGUUGGUCUCGACGGUGAUCCAAUCACUGGAAAACUCUCCAUCGGCUGUGAUGCCACAACGAGGACUGCUUCCCCUGGUCUCGGCCCUGAGCUUGGCCUGGACGGCCACAACAAGUUUGAGGGUGAUACCUCGCUCACUCGUAACGACUACUUCACUGGUUGCGACUUCGGUAACAUCGCCCGGUACCGCAAACAGAGAUACGACUGGAGUGUCGCCCACAACGGCAACUUCUAUUUCGGUCCGCAGUCAGUGCUCUUGUACGGAGCCGCAUCAUUCCUCUACGAGUUGUUCCCAUCCCUCGGUGACCAGGGCAAGCCUGACCUGGUUACCAUGGACUAUUUCUUCCGUCAGGAGAAGCUUCCCCCGAACUGGUUCUCCCGUGUCCAGCCUUACACAAUCCCGCUGGUCGCCGCCGAGAUCUUCAAGCAGUACGAGGCGUACCCAGUUGCUUUCGGCGGUAACACUGGAAACCCCAACACCUUCUACGGUAUUGGUCAGUUCGGCCCAUCCAUCUCCAACAACACCCUCCAGACCACCCCACAGGGUGUUGCUUGCCUCUUGUACCAGAUUGCAACCGAGAACACCCCAUCGAGCUUGGGCGGCGGAGGCGGUCUCCCAACUUCAACUCUGCAGUGGGCAGCCAGCAAGCUCAACUCAAUCUUCGGUUCAGGCGGCAGCCUGGCAUCUUUGGCCUGCCCACUCAACCACAACAACGCCUAG
This is a messenger RNA of Zasmidium cellare ATCC 36951, 1176 nucleotides long. RefSeq lists its product as uncharacterized. The record is from RefSeq and is a predicted model, not a curated record. Gene Ontology annotation, molecular function: peroxidase activity. Lineage: Eukaryota; Fungi; Ascomycota; Dothideomycetes; Mycosphaerellales; Mycosphaerellaceae. Bases 1 to 1176 code for a protein of 391 amino acids. The transcript has 8 exons.